UUUGGAGGGGGUCCAGGGUUGUCCUUUGGAGGCUUCAAGGUGUUGUGAGUGCGUGUUGGUUUGUUUUUUUAUCUCCCGUCUCCGGCCAAAGGUAGGGAAGGUGGAUAGAAUCUCGAUUCUCCAAGCCCAUAAAGAAGGAGAAGAAAAAAAAUCCCAUUUUUAUCAUCAUCCCUCCCAAAAAACCAGUAAUGAAGGGUACGUACAUACUGAAAGAAAGGGGAGGAGAAAUCAAAGGGAUGGGGAAAAAAGGCAGAGAAUAAAAAGACCAGAUGUUGACAAAUUUUCUGUCACCGUUCUUAGAGGGUCGUUUGUUCUCGUGAGAGAUUUUUUUUUUUAUCUCGGAUCUGUGUGUGUGUGUGCGUGUGGUCCGGCGGAUCGAAGUCUACCAAUAUGAUGUCGAUCGACAGCUGCAUGUUCUUCAAAUGGCCAUGGAGAUGGGCGCAAUCCUCCCCCAUUAGCGCCCUUUAAUCGCCCUUUGUUCUUGUUUUCUCUCAAGUUUCGUUUUUUCUCACUGCUUUCGCUUUCUCUUCGCUUGGAUUCUCUUCUCUUGGCUCCAAGUUGGGAACUUUGGAUAAAGGAGUGAGGCGGCCGUUCGGGUUUUGGAUGUUCCAAGCUGAAUCCGCUGGAAAGGAGUUACAGAGAUGGGUGACGAGAGGCGAUGACGUGGGUUGAGGGAUACUGUUUAUCACCUUCUUGCUUCUAAUUCUUUACUUACUGUAUCGCAUUUUUUGGUUUCACCUUGGUGGACAAUCUGGAUUUGUAGUUAUGAUAGAGAACUUUCAUAUCAUCUGCUUGAUGGAAUUGACUUGCAUGACACUGCUUGACGGAGCUUGAUUGUGACAUUGGAUAUCAUCUUGCUGACUUGUAAAUCUUCUGGAUUGGAUGCAUUUCUAGAAAGUGAGCUUCUCUUGAGCUGGCCUGCCUCAGAUUACCUACUAGUUUACUGAAUGAUGUCAGACAUGUGAGCAUGAAAGAGUUGAUGGAAAGUUUUACAAGUGGUUGUUUCCUUCAUGAUUCGAAUUAUUUUGCGCAUUUAUCGACAUUUCUGUUUUCUUAAGAGUUGCAUAUUCCAAGACGUCAAGAUUGAAUGGGAACAAAAGUACAGUACAAAAGCUACCUUCCAGGAUAUCAUCCCAUGAGGGAUCUUAAUGAGAAUGUAAGCAGUAGUUGGUCUCGGUGCUAUGAAGAUACUAUGUUGAGUGGACAUAUCUACAGUAAUUUCAUGUUGAGGCCAGUAAAUGAAUAUUCAGAAUAUGAUAAAGAAAUGCUAAAGCGGACAAUGCUUGAACAUGAAGCCACAUUUCGGAAGCAGGUCUAUGAACUGCACCGUCUUUAUAGAAUACAGAGGGACCUGAUGGAUGAGUGUCAAAAGAAGGGGCUGCGCAAAUACUCUGUACCAUCUGAUACAUCUCAGUCCCAUUCUUUUUCAUCUCAAAUGCCAUGUGAAGGCACCAAAAAGAUAUGGGAGAUGUCUCACCUGCCUAAAGUGAACACCAGUUAUGACAGAGCAACUUUUGCAAGCAUUGAUGACAUGAGGAUGUCCUUAAACUUUCUAAAGGAAAGUAAUGUGCAAUCUGAUUCUAUUUCCAUAAAAAAUGGAGACUCUCUAAAAGAUGCUAAAUUUGUUGACUCUAAGCUUCAGAAAUUUCCUAGGAGAAUGUUUGACCUACAACUUCCAGCAUAUGUAUAUAUUGAUAGUGAAGAUUCUGAAAGAUUGGGAAAGAAAAGUUUUGCUGAUUCAUCAUCUAGAGUUAUAGUUUCACCUAGCAGAACUUGCGGCUUUGAUCCUGAGAAUGAUGUAAAGCUUACUUUAGGCACUGGUGGGGGUGUUAAAUGCAAAAAGGACACCAAGGUACAAGAUUCAUGGACACAAAAUAGUUUGUCAGAUGACAGCUUGGCUGAUUUGAAUAAACCUAUAAAACAUGGAUGGUUUCAAGGAGCAGCAAAUUCAACUUCCACUCAUUUACUUGGCCUGAGAACUAACAGUGAAAAGAAUCAAGGUAAUCUGUUGUCAUCAAGAUUAAACACAGAUGUCCUAGGCCUACAAAGUGCUUUUUCUAAAGACAGGCAUGGUGAUGAAAGGUCUAGUUCAAACUUCUCGCAUGCAGAUGAAGAGGAAAUAAGACGGGAAUGGCCAUUCUUCAAUAGUGAAAGUGGGCAAACAAGGAGCAGCACAAAUUUUUUCAGUCCAAGUCUCUGUGAUGAUAAAUUCCUCGUGUCAUCUGACACCAUACAACCGAAGCUUAAGAAUUCAUGUGGAAUUGUUUUACCACAGCAAGAUAAUAUGGAGACCUGGUUCAAACAAAGGCGAACUUAUGGUAUUGAAACUUCUGGAAGUACUCAUCUGGCCACCUCAAAAGAUUCAGCUGAGACAUUUCCUUCAAUGCCUGCUUCUUUUUCAAUUCUCCCUCAGGCAGACUCCUCCGGUACCGCACCUUCCCUGCUUUCAUCUUGGACAAAGCCUGUGAACUGCAUAAACCACAUUCUGGUUGCAGUUCAAGCACUUCCAUGCUAUAACGGCUCAACAACUCUGAGUAUGCAGAACAGGAUUUCCAAUGUAGCUAUUCAGAACACAGGCACCGAUUUUGAAAAAUGGCAAAGCAGUAGGGGUUCAAAUUUGCGACCAAAAGCUGGAAGCGAGGCACCUUCUUAUCUAAACGGAUCGCUUGAUGAUUUUGGACUGGAUUCUAAAUGUGCACCAUUUUUACAGCUCCCAUCAAUCACUUUUGGUAAGCCAAACCAGAAUGAUACUGGUGACAGUUCAGCUUUUGGAAACUCCAUAUGUCAUGGACCCCAAAAGUGUUCUAGGGAUUUGCAGUGCACAGAUGUGAAGUCACCAAAAGAUGUGAAUCUGAACCAAGCACUUCCAGAUGGGAUUCAACAUGAUCUUACCAUCCAACAGCAUGCAGUGGUACGUAAGCUAGAGCAGAAAUUUGAGGAGUCCUCGAAAGGAAUCUAUUGGCUCAGUAAGAAACCAACUUGUGAUGAAUCUAUUGACUUGGAAAAACAUGCAUCACAGAUGGAGUUGGGCUUCACACGUGGUUGUUCUCAGCUGAUGUCCAGUUCCAGUAUUGUUGCUCCAGAAUCUAAUCAAGAUAAGGAAUCUGGUCCAAGUAUCUGUAAUCCUCCGGCUUUUACAUCAACUUUGCAGGACAUGGAGAUUGGUAUGCAGAAGAAUGAGAUUUCUGAUAGUUUUAGUGGUAGAAGAAUGCUUGGCUUCCCUACUCUUGAGAAGGUUCAGCAGAGUGUGGUUUCACGCCAGGAAUGCUCUUUGACUAAUGAAAGCAUGUGCAUUGAGAAAGACAUGCGGCGCACUGACUUGAACUGUGACAUCAAGGAGCGCAGUUCUGAGAAACCAAUCUCCACUGGGAGUUCGAUCAAUGAAAAGUGGGAUGAAAGCAUUAGGACAAGAUCUAGGGACCACAUCAAUCUAAAUGCUGAAUUAACUUGUAUGGAUGACCGGAGGCUAUCAGAGUUAACACCGAAAAGUGAGGCGGCUGGUCCAUUGCCACUCCAAGUACCAAGAGUUUCUGCAAGAUUUGCUUCUGAGAUUAAUUUGGAAGCACCAAUUUCUCAGGCAGAGGGGGAUAUAUUGUCUCAUCACGGAUAUGCACAGCUGAGCAGAACAGAUGGUUCACAAGAAACAGAAUGCUCUCAUGACAAACUUUUAAGGGAGGCAGCGGAGAAUAUUGUUGCUAUGUCAGUGGAUGUGCAUAGCCAUUUAGAGGAAGUCACAUGUCAUCCAUUGCAUCCAGCUCAGUGGGAUGCCUUGAUUUGGCUUGCACAAGUGCUUUCAUCCAAUGCAGGCAAUGCAGGAGUUCCAAGGAGUAAUGGAAAUGGUGGAUAUGAAUCUUCCGAUGAUAAUGGAUUGGAUUCCUUCGAGGCUAUGACACUGAAGCUCGAAGAAAUUAAGGUGGAUGACUGCUGCUGUAAACCAAAGGAGUUUGAGAACAGAAAGGAAGGAGAAGUGGGUGCUGCUUCGCUGCUUCUAACGAGGCCUCGGAGAGGCCAUGCAAGAAGGCGGCGGCAGAAAAGGGACUUUCAGAAUGAUAUUCUGCCAGGCCUUGCAUCACUGUCAAGGCAUGAAGUAGCAGAGGAUCUCCAAACAAUUGGAGGACUGAUGAAAGCAUCAGGCAAGUCUUGGAAGACAGGCUUAACAAGAAGGAACACUGGUCGGAAUGGGCUGCAUUCCCAAGCCAAAGGAAGGAGGCAGCCUAGAAGUGUUGCUGCCACCCUAUCAGAGACUCAGGUCAGUCCCCCACCAGUGGAUCCCAUGAACACUGAUCUAGAAGUUGAUGGGAGGAAUAUGAUAGGGUGGGGAAGGACAACAAGGCGGUGCCGUCGACCAAGAUGCCCGCCGACUAAUGUCUCUGCUCCUCUAACUGUUCCAUAUUCAUAUUGAUGAUUUUAUAGAGAGAAUUUGGAGCAGGAAUUUUAUUUGGAGUCAAUUGAGAGGUAAAUAUAGUCAUGGAAUGGUAGGUGUACAUGCUCUUGGGUCCUAAUUUGGGCUUUUAUUACUGCCUUGAGUAGAAAAACAGCUUGCACAUUUUACGAUAUAUGAUGCAUUGUUUGGUGAAACAAAAGGCAAACUAUCGCUUUUGAAGCUUACAGGGACAAUUGAUUACAGAUUUACAGUGGAGAGGAUUUCACUCGAAAAAAAUGUUUGUCCAA
Molecule: messenger RNA, 4671 nt
Organism: Elaeis guineensis (African oil palm)
Lineage: Eukaryota; Viridiplantae; Streptophyta; Magnoliopsida; Arecales; Arecaceae
Source: RefSeq, a predicted model, not a curated record